Ostertagia ostertagi is the source of this 1128-nucleotide messenger RNA. Lineage: Eukaryota; Metazoa; Nematoda; Chromadorea; Rhabditida; Trichostrongylidae. The record is from the annotation of a GenBank genome assembly.
AUGUUUGAAUUUCUCUCAGCAUUCGAAUGUUCAAAUCCGGAGAUCACCGACUCGAUCAGACUGCUUUUCCUGAACGCUCAUAAUGAUGCUCGACUGAGUGUGGCAAAAGGUUUGGAGCCGAACAAGUGUGGAUCCUUACCGGCAGCAAAGAACAUGUACAAACUGCAGUGGGACUGCUCUCUGGAAGAGAAAGCGCAAGGCCUCAUCACCACUUGUCCAUGGUGGACGAAGUCCAUCGGCGGCCUGUCUCGCAAUAUUUAUACCACCGGUAUACGUUCUACUUCGAAUUCGGCCGUUGUGGUUGCCAACAUCUUGUCGCUAUGGUGGGGAAGAGUUCGUGAGUAUGGUAGCAUUGAUCCUGAUAAUAAAUACACCAACCCGGCGCUUUACAACUUUGCCAAUAUGGUUCAUUCGAAAACGACCGGAAUCGGAUGUGCUUACAAGGUUUGCGGAGGAACGCGGCUGACAGUUAUGUGCCUCUAUAAUAGAAUUGGAUAUUACACAAAUAGUGUUAUGUGGGAGAUGGGGAACGCAUGCAGAUCAGAUUCUGAAUGCACCACGUAUCCUGAAUCAUCGUGCUCCGAAGGACUUUGCAUCAAAGAGCUCGAAAAGCCUGAUUCUGGCUCCAGUGUAAUGUGCCCAUCGGAUGGCAACAUGACGGAUGCAACACGACAAAAAUUCCUCGACAUGCAUAACUACCUCAGAUCACGUGUCGCCAAUGGCCUCGAGCCGGACGCGCUUGGCGGAAACGCCCCUAAAGCAUCAGAAAUGCUGAAAAUGGUCUAUGACUGCGACGUUGAAGCAUCUGCGAUAAGGCACAGCCAAAAGUGUGUAUAUGAACACUCGUCACCGAGUGAUCGCCCAGGAUUGCGAGAAAAUCUUUACUCAACAUCUGUAUUGAAUGUUGAAAGAGUAACUGUGGCAGCCGUGAUGGCAUGGGAUCGUACGUACAGGCUUGGCUGUUCCGUUCAACACUGUCCAACGUUCACUUACGCUGUCUGUCAUUAUUCACCUGCCGGAAAUUUUGUGAAUCAGCUGAUCUACGCAAUAGGAGAUCCAUGCACGGAUGACAAACACUGCCCAGGAUCUUACACCUGUAGUCCAUCAGAAGGGCUUUGCAACGUGGCA